AGGGAUAACCACAACAAUGGAUGAUUACACAAAAAUAGAGAAGAUUGGGGAAGGUACCUAUGGUGUUGUGUAUAAAGGUCGGCACAAAACCACAGGCCAAGUGGUUGCAAUGAAGAAAAUACGUCUAGAAAGUGAGGAGGAAGGUGUUCCAAGUACUGCUAUCCGAGAAAUUUCUUUAUUAAAAGAGCUGCAUCAUCCCAAUAUAGUCUGUCUUCAGGAUGUUCUUAUGCAGGAUUCAAGACUGUACCUCGUCUUUGAAUUUCUUUCCAUGGAUCUCAAGAAAUACUUGGAUACUAUUCCAUCAGGCCAAUAUUUGGAUCGUUCACGUGUUAAGAGUUACUUGUAUCAAAUCUUGCAAGGCAUUGUCUUCUGCCAUUCAAGAAGAGUUCUGCACAGAGACUUAAAACCUCAGAAUCUCUUAAUAGAUGACAAAGGAGUGAUUAAACUGGCAGACUUUGGAUUGGCUCGAGCCUUUGGAAUUCCAGUGCGGGUAUACACUCAUGAAGUAGUGACACUGUGGUACAGGUCUCCAGAGGUGUUGCUGGGAUCUGCUCGUUACUCUACUCCUGUAGAUAUAUGGAGCAUAGGUACCAUAUUUGCUGAGCUAGCAACUAAAAAGCCUCUUUUCCAUGGGGACUCUGAGAUAGACCAGCUCUUCAGAAUCUUCAGAGCUUUAGGGACCCCCAAUAAUGAGGUGUGGCCUGAAGUGGAAUCCCUGCAAGACUAUAAAAACACAUUCCCAAAAUGGAAACCUGGCAGCCUUGGAACACAUGUCAAAAACUUAGAUGAAGAUGGACUUGAUCUGCUGUCUAAAAUGUUAAUUUAUGAUCCUGCAAAAAGAAUUUCUGGCAAAAUGGCCUUGAACCAUCCGUAUUUUGACGACUUGGACAAAUCCACUCUUCCUGCUAAUCUGAUUAAGAAAUAAUAGGCCUUUUGGACUAAAUCAACCACCACAGUGAAAUAAUUGUGAUUACUCUUAUUAU
Molecule: messenger RNA, 983 nt
Organism: Nestor notabilis (Kea)
Lineage: Eukaryota; Metazoa; Chordata; Aves; Psittaciformes; Psittacidae
Gene: CDK1
Product: cyclin-dependent kinase 1
Exons: 7
Coding region: 17-925 (302 amino acids)
Biological process (GO): mitotic G2 DNA damage checkpoint signaling; G2/M transition of mitotic cell cycle; protein phosphorylation
Cellular component (GO): nucleus
Molecular function (GO): cyclin-dependent protein serine/threonine kinase activity; ATP binding; RNA polymerase II CTD heptapeptide repeat kinase activity
Source: RefSeq, a predicted model, not a curated record